Messenger RNA from Aethalodelphis obliquidens (Pacific white-sided dolphin), 1633 nucleotides. Its product is annotated as olfactory receptor 4D1-like. Gene Ontology annotation, molecular function: olfactory receptor activity; G protein-coupled receptor activity. The record is from RefSeq and is a predicted model, not a curated record. Gene Ontology annotation, cellular component: membrane. Lineage: Eukaryota; Metazoa; Chordata; Mammalia; Artiodactyla; Delphinidae. Gene Ontology annotation, biological process: G protein-coupled receptor signaling pathway.
AUGGAACGACAGAACAUCACACAGGUGUCAGAGUUCGUCCUCUUGGGGUUCUCACAGACCAAGGAGUUCCAGAAAUUCCUGUUUGUGGUAUUCCUAUUUGUCUAUGUCACCACCGUUGUGGGAACCCUCCUUAUCAUUGUCACAGUGACUUUUGACUCUCGGCUCCACACACCCAUGUAUUUUCUGCUCUGAAAUCAGUCUGUCAUAGACAUCUGCUCUUCUACAGUCACUUCCCCAGAGAUGCUGGUGGACUUCUUACAUGAGACCAAGAUCAUCUCCUACCAGGGCUGCAUGGCCCAGAUCUUCUUCUUCCACUUACUGGGGGGUGGGACUGUCUUCUUCCUCACAGUAUUGGCCUAUGACCGCUACAUAGCCAUCUCCCGGCCCCUCUACUAUGUCUCCAUCAUGAACACUCAAAUGUGUGUAGGGCUGGUGGUGACCGCUUGGGUAGGGGGCUUUCUCCACUCCAUUGUCCAGCUGGUUCUGAUGCUCCCAUUGCCUUUUUGUGGCCCCAACAUCCUGGAUAACUUCUACUGUGAUGUUCCACAAGUGCUAAGACUUGCCUGCAUGGACACCUCCCUCCUGGAGGUCCGUAUGAUCUCCAACAGUGGAAUGUUGGUCCUCAUCUGGUUCCUUCUUCUGCUCUCUUACACUGUCAUCCUGAUGAUGCUGAGGUCCCACUCAGGGCAGGCGAGGAGGAAGGCAGCUUCCACCUGCACCACCCACAUCAUCGUCAUGUCUAUGGUCUUCAUUCCCUGUAUCUAUGUCUAUGCCUGGCCCUUCACCUCCUUCCCCAUGGACAAGGCUGUGCCCAUCAGCCAAACUGUCAUGAUCGCCAUGCUCAACCCCAUCAUCUAAACCCUGAGGAACCAGGAGAUACAGGCAGCCAUGAAGAGAUUAGGCAAGCACCUAGUGAUUUUCAGCAGGAAGUGAACUUAAAAUAGGUUGACUUUAAAUGACAAAUCUUCUCUCUGAACUUUUGUUUCCCCAUGUGAGAAGUGGAGGAAAGUCUUUAUGGAGUGUAGCCGUUGAGAUUAAACUAAUAUUUCUAUGGACCUACUCCUGUGGCAGGUAUUGUGUUAGGCACUUUCGCACUUUUAUCUCAUUCUCACAAAACUGACAAUGGAUAUGUUCUUUUAUAUUAAACAGUUUUACAAAUGAGAAAACUCAGAGAGAAGUGACCUGCUCAAUGAUGAACAGCAAGGGAGGGGCAGAGCUUGGCCAUGAGAUUGUUCCUCUGACUCCAAGUUUCGAGGCAGGAGAUAUGGGUGGGGUUUGAAACUCAGGGUCUCCCACAAUCACAAGGGGAAACUUAAGAGAGUUCCUCAUCUAUGGAUGAAUAUCUGUGAUGAAUGCUCAACACUUUCAUCUUUUUUUUUAUAGCCUCCAUUAGGACUUUAUUAAUAGAUUUUUGUCUUUACAAUACUAGGUAAAGACCAAGGAGUUCCAGAAAUUCCUGUUUGUGGUAUUCCUACAGCCAAACAUAAUAUCCAUUUCCAUAAAAUACUCAGUUAAAAAGACACACAACUUCUUUAUAUAAAACCUGUUUAAGUGUUCCAACUUUAAUAAUCCUAUCAACUCUUACAUUUUAAUGUUCUCUCAAUUGAAUUGCAGCCUAACACUUUCAUCUCAA